Messenger RNA from Argentina anserina (silverweed cinquefoil), 4349 nucleotides. Its product is annotated as calmodulin binding protein PICBP-like. Lineage: Eukaryota; Viridiplantae; Streptophyta; Magnoliopsida; Rosales; Rosaceae. The record is from RefSeq and is a predicted model, not a curated record. The transcript is spliced from 3 exons. The coding region runs from base 155 to 4006 and encodes 1283 amino acids. Gene Ontology annotation, molecular function: calmodulin binding.
UCUGACCCAGAGACUUUGAGUUAGCUGUGUCAUAUGGAAUAAAUUUAUAGUCAAGUCAUGAUGGCCAAGUCAGCCUUCCUGUUUGUGUUGUGUGCACCAGUCUAUGGUUUCCGAUCUCCAAUUCAAUAUCCGAAGACGAGAAGCCAUCUAAACUAUGAGUUCAAAGGAGCUUCAAGUUGUGGAGGCAUGUGAUUCUGAUGAUACCCUAUUUUCGGGGCAGGUUCCGAUGAUGAUGAUGACGCCUGAUGAAUCAUAUGUUCUCCAAAACCAGAAUGGCAGAAGCAGAGGAGAGCCAGAGCUGCAGAAGAAGCUGAACAAGUUGAGAUCAAUUAAGCUUGCAAAAUCGCCGUCGAGGAGAAGAUCCAAGCGCAGAUCCAAUGAUGCAACUGCAGAUGAUCCCCAGAACUCGGGUAGAGUAUUGAUAAGGAGGUCUAGUUUUAAGCCUGUUAACAAUCUAACAAGAAUGUCGAGUGUGAAAUUCAAGAGCUCUUUGGUGAGGCAAAGCUCUGGAGGAACCCAAUUGAAUAAGUAUAGAUCAUUAUCAUCAUCAUCAUCGCCAAACUUUUUGAAGGAGACCUGUUGCUUUAGUGAGAAAAGGACCCAGAUUCAGGGAAGUCCUCACUGCUCUUCGGAAUCAAGUUGUAAUUCAACCCCCAACUCUGUUCACAAGUCAGCUAGAUUGUCUAAAGCAAAAUCCAAGAUUCGUGUGGUUCGGAAACAAUCCGAAAUUUCUGAAUUUCCAGACUUGGGGGUACAAAGAGCCACUUGCUCUUCAGCUCUCAAGCAUUGCAAGUCCCCUCCUCAGGUGAAGGAUGUUCGUCCAGAAGGAAGUGAAUCUGAAGGAGCUUCAGCCACCAAGCCUUGUCCAUUUACUUAUUGUUCUCUGCAUGGUCAUCGCCACGCAAAUGUACCUCCACUCCAGAGGCUCAUUUCGAUAAGGAGGCGCUUAUUGAAGACUCAGAAGGGAACAAUACAGGCAACUCAAUCCCCAGAGAGAGCGAAAAAGUCCAGCAAAAUGAAGGAAGAUGCACCGACUCUCAUGGUCAUCAAUAGAAAUGAUGAAGUUCAUGGAACGAUCUCUCCUGUGAGGCGAAAAUUGGGCAGUGAAGAGCUCUUGCAUGACCUUGCUGAAACUUGCAGCAAAGAAGAUGAAGACAAUUAUGAUCUAUCUGAUGAUCCGGAGAAGCUGUUUCAUGAAACUUUGGAGGAGAGUCUAAAGGAUACGAGUGAUCUGACCACAGUCGUACAACAUGAUUUGGGGUUACCCACAUCACUUAGUGAUUUAUGUUUGGAAGGUUGUUGCAUUGGAACAGCUUCUGAAGUCACCAACUCAGACCUAAAAGAAGAGAAAUGUGCUGCAUCUGGUCUCAAUGAUGGUGGUGAUUUCAUUUCCACUGAUAAAAUGAAGAUCAGCAGUCCUAAACCAAUUCCAGUAGAUGUCGAAUCUGAUGAUUGUACCACUGUCAAGCUCCCUGAUGAAGUUGUGAAACCAACAACUGACAAUGAAAACCAUGAAAAUAAUUGCGCUUCUGGUUGUGUGGCACCUAUGGAACAAAUUAUAGCCCUUGAGCUAAAACAUGGUAGUCUGGUGACUGAUAAAAAUGGUAAUGUGGAGUCAGACAAAAAUGAAAGUGCAGAGUGUAGCAUGCAAGCAAAAAAUAACAAGUAUAUCAGUAUGUGGAAGUUGAUGUACAAACAUGCAGUAAAGGGUAAUUCAGCAGCUGUUGGAAACUAUCUCCCUCUUCAUGGGGAAGUCAAAGAAUAUCAAGUAGAAGGUACCAGUGGUGCGCUUGAAACCAACAAUCCAUCAUUUCCUGAAAGUAUUGACCAUAGAGUGUCAACAAAUUCAAGUGAAGGAGAUCAAGUACUAGAGCUCUGUCAGAAAAAUGCCAUUGAUAUAGUCCAGGAAGCAUUUGAUAAAAUUCUUCUCCCAGAAGUUCUAGACAGCUCAUAUGAUGAUGAAUCAGUUACUAGUGACAUAAACUCAAAUGAGGAAGGAUUGCAGCUGAGUAAUGAUGAAGGAGAGGAGCGUAGAAUCUUAACUCUUGGUGAUUAUUCAGAUGACAGAAUGGUACACAAUGCAGAAGAAACACAGUUGGAAGCUGCAAACUAUGAUGCUCCCAAGGAGAAAGCAGCAGAAUACAACUCUGAACAGAACAUGCCCAAGCACUGGAGCAGUCUGAAAAAGUUUAUUCUUCUCAAGCGAUUUGUGAAAGCAAUUGAAAAGGUAAAAAACUUCAGUUACCGGAAGCCAAAUUACCUACCCUUAGAUCCUGACCCGGAGGCAGAAAACAUUAAUCUACGACGGCUGGCAAUUGAAGACAAAAAGAGUGCUGAUGAAUGGAUGCUUGAUUAUGCACUUCAAAAGGUGAUAAGUAAGCUACCUCCAUCUCAACAAAGAAGAGUGGCAUUACUCGUAGAAGCUUUUGAAACAGUUCUCCCUUUCCCUGAUAUUACAACUCACCAGAGGUCCAAUGCAAUACAUUCUAUUGGAGCAGAUCUUCAAGCCUGCAAUGGCUUGUUGAUUCAAAAUGCUCAUGAAACUGGUGAAGAGAGUGAUUCUGGAACUUCUGCCAGAAUCUUGCUCGGCGGUAUGUCAUGUCCUGAAGAAAACUUACCUGUUAAUAUGGAUAAACUGGCAAGUCCAAUGAAAUCUUCUAUGCUUGAAGAAUCGAAUACAGGAAACGGGUCCACUAAAAUAGCAGUCGAUAUACCUGCUUCUGGAGACACAGAUGAGGAGCAGCAGGGGACACAUGCUUCUUUCAAGACUGAUGGCGAGGACAAAGUCUUUACCAUUAACAAUGGUACAGAGUUUCCCAAUGUUUCUUCUUCAGGAAGUAAAGGUCCCCACUUCUGUAAGGAAACCUCGUUGAAGCAUGAGGAAUAUGGUAGCACCAAUUAUGAAGUUCUUGAAAACAGAACAGUUCGAGAAUUCGCUGCAGAAUAUAUGACUGUUGGCAGUUUGAAUUCUGAUGUGGAAAUCAGUGAUGGAGAGACAGCUGCAUUAAACAACAACAACAGGAGUGGUGCAGAAUCAGAUUUGUCUGAAGCCAUGGUGAUCUCUUUAGCUCCCAUAAUAAUGACAGCAAGAGAAAGAUCAAAUGGAAGCUCUCCACCUGAAGAAUCUCAUUCAGGGAGCAAUGCUGAUGUAACACAUGUUACUCAACUGGAAAAACAGAACUAUACGAGGCUAUGGUACUUUGUAUAUAAGCACAUGGUAUCAAGCAUUGCUGAAAAAGAUGGAGGUGAACAACGUGAUGAAGCAGACGAGGAAGAAGGAAAAAACACAGAAAAAUUGCCUUGCACGGAGAUGGAUCCAAAGCUGAGCUUGACAAAUGAGCAUCCAGACAAUAAAAAUAAUGAACUCCGCCGUAUUGAAACUGUCAAGCUGGUGGAGAAAGCGAUUGAUGAAAUCCUUCUUCCUGAAAGCCAGGAUGAAUCUGAAGACGAGCAAGCAGAUACUAGGAACUUCAUUCCAGACCAGGAACCAGCAGUAAAUAAAGUUUGCAUAGAAGGAAAAUCUUUCGCUACUCUUUCCAAAUUUUCCGGAGGUAGCUUCAGAGGAUCUAAAACGAAAGCAGGAGAAGAUCCAGAACAAAUAUUGCUGAACUCUAAUAAUGCUGUCAUCGGGGAUGAAGUCAAGGAAGUACUGAUGGUAGAAAAACCAAAACAGAAAAUGUCAAAGAACUGGAGAAAUCUGAAAAAAAUGAUUCUGCUUAAUAGGUUUAUCAAAGCAUUGGAGAAAGGAAAAAAAUCCGACCCACGAAGGCCAAAGAACAUGCUCUUGGAGCCGGAUCCUGAAGCAGAAAAAGUUAAUCUAAAGCAUCAAAACAUUGAUGAGAGGAAGAAUGCAGAGGAGUGGAUGCUUGAUUAUGCACUGCAAAAGGCUGUUGCUAAAUUAACUCCAGCUCGGAGUAGAAAAGUAGCACUGCUUGUUGAGGCAUUUGAAACAGUUCUUCCGAAUAAUGGAAUUCCAAACCCAUUCAAGCCAGAAGUCAUUCGCUAAGUGCAGAUGCAACAAAUUUGUAGAAGCUAUUUGGUUGGAGAAACCUCAGUUGAAUCACUAAGCUAUUGUUUGUACCGUUCGAAUGGCAGAAGCAUAGGGUAUAGAGUAAGUUAUUUUCUAAGGAAGAAUUGAAGAUUGCAAAUUGCAUGAUAUAAUGGUUACAAAUUUGUUUGUUUGGUAUUUUGCCUAAUACCUGCCGUUGUUUACUUCAUUUUGUAAUUGCUUCUUUUGACACAUACUAAAUGAUCCCAUAUGUGAUUUUGUAUAUGCUUCUUUUGAUACAUGCUAGAAUGAUAUCCCAAAUGUGUUGUUAAUACAUGUAAUAGAAAAGACAAACUGAGAA